CGGGCCAGAGCAGGCCGUUAUAUUAUAAAAUGCGGAUAUUGUUCGCGAUCUCAGUUUUGCCCCACAUAAUUCGUGCCUUUGCAGUAAAUCAGGACUUAAGUGGUGAGGGACAAGUUGGCGGCCACGGACGCACUGUAGUUUGCUACGUCUCCUCUUGGGCCGCGUACAGGCCAGAAAAUGGCAAUUUCUCGCUGACCGAUCUCGACCCCACAAUUUGCACACACUUCGUCUACGCAUUUGCCGGACUCAACGCGGUCACAAAUGAAAUUAGAUCACUGGACCCGUACCGAGAUUUGACUGAGGACUACGGUUUAGGAUGGUAUCGAAGACUGACUUUGAUGAAGAAAAAUUAUCCGCACCUGAAAGUCACCCUUGCCGUCGGUGGGUGGAACGAAGGUUCACAGAAUUACUCAAUUAUGGCGAGUGACCCUGCGAAAAGAGCCUCCUUUAUUUCAAGCGCAGUAAAAAUAUUAAAUGAGCACAACUUUGACGGUUUGGAUCUCGACUGGGAGUUUCCAUCAGAUCGUGGUGGAAAGCCUGAAGAUAAGGCUAAUUUUGUCACUCUUGUGAAGGAGCUGAGAGAAGCCAUGCCCAAUAAAAUUUUAACCUCCGCAUUUGGAGCAAGCAAACGGAUAAUCGACGCAGCUUAUGACAUUCCCACCCUGGCCAGGUACCUUGACCACAUGCAUAUCAUGGCCUACGAUUAUCACGGGGCUUGGGACAGAAUGACAGGACCAAAUGCACCCCUGUUCACCAGCGAUUCGCACGACCCUCUUUCAAUUGCGGCUACCAUCAAGCAUCUGAAAUCUUUGGGUGCUCCCUCAAAAAAACUUGUGCUCGGCGUUCCCAUGUACGGCAGGACAUUUCUGCUCAGUGACCCUUCUAAUAAACAAGCCAAUGAUUUUGGACUCCCAACUCAAGAAAGGGGCUUUAAAGGUCCAUAUACCAGAGAGGAUGGUUUCAUGGGCUAUAACGAAAUCUGCAAGGAAAUUGAGUCUUUAGGCUCACCCUGGUCACAGAAAUGGGACGAAACAAGCAAAACCGUUACUGCCGUCAAUGGUGACAAGUGGAUAACUUACGACAAUAAGAAAAGCGUUGCUAAAAAGGCAACAUAUGCGAUUGAAGAAGACCUGGGUGGCGUGAUGGUUUGGUCAAUUGACACAGACGAUUUUAGGGGUGAUUGCAGUGGUGACGGUGGCUCUGGUCAAGAGCAACGAGUUUACUACCCGCUGGUCAGGGCGAUGAACGCAGCAAUGACCAACGCAUUGAAGCAUAAGAAUGAGAAUCAGCACAUCGAAGAAACGACAAGUUCGGGAUCUGCCAGUAUACAAUCGGCUAUUUUUUCAACUAUUUUUAUAUUGUCCAGAAUAUUUUAGAAAGUAAAAAUCUUUUUAUUUAAAAAUAUGAAAAUAAUAAAUAAAUCUGUAGCUUAGGGCUAUUUUAAUUUCA
Molecule: messenger RNA, 1449 nt
Organism: Neocloeon triangulifer
Lineage: Eukaryota; Metazoa; Arthropoda; Insecta; Ephemeroptera; Baetidae
Product: probable chitinase 2
Exons: 8
Coding region: 30-1376 (448 amino acids)
Biological process (GO): chitin catabolic process; carbohydrate metabolic process
Cellular component (GO): extracellular region
Molecular function (GO): chitin binding; chitinase activity
Source: RefSeq, a predicted model, not a curated record